Saccostrea cuccullata (small rock oyster) is the source of this 2602-nucleotide messenger RNA. RefSeq lists its product as uncharacterized. Lineage: Eukaryota; Metazoa; Mollusca; Bivalvia; Ostreida; Ostreidae. The transcript is spliced from 22 exons. The record is from RefSeq and is a predicted model, not a curated record. The coding region runs from base 22 to 1953 and encodes 643 amino acids.
AAUAGAUGAAUACUUGACAUAAUGCUGCGAUAUCUCGAAGCUGUUCCUAAAUAUAGGACAUUAGGAAUUCAAGCAGGCAUUUAUAAAGGUUCUUUUGAUGAAGAUGAGUGUGCAGUGGAGGAAACUGAAUCUCAGCCAAACAUUGCUGAUCAGCACAAGGUGGGCUUCUUCACUUUGGACAGAUGUUCUCAGACAGAAGUCACAGAGGUUGUGGACCUCAAAGAGAUGACAGAGGUCCUACAGAUCUUACUGCAGGAUGUGACAAAUCUUCGUCGGGACAUCAAUCUGACUAAGCAUGUUAUGCAGGCUGACUAUGAGAAAAAACUGCAGGAAAAAAGCUUAGAAUUAUAUGUAAGAAUAAAUGAGAAAGUGAAAGAACUGGAGAGAAUUCAUGAAGACAGAGUGUCCACUGUGAGAAGAGCCUUCAGACAGCAGUUGUCAGAUGCCAUAGCCAGAGUCGCUGUUCUGUACAACAAAAACUUGGAGUCAAAGAUGAAGAAAGAGAGAAAAAAGCAGGAAGAGGGGCAGGGCAAACACGAUGAGAAAUAUAAAGAGAUGCAGGCCACCAUUCAGCGGAAUGAGACAGUCAUACAGAUGCUGAAGAUGCAGCUGGCUCAGUUCCAACAAAGGCGCAACAGCGAAGUCGAAAGUCCGGAUAUUUCCUCUGAUCGGCCGUCCAACACAACAGCUGCCUCCCCUGUCCCAUCACUGGAAAAGAAGAAAAAGAAGGAGUCAUCCCCCCCAAAAGAACCCCCUCCCCCCAAACCUAAAUCCCCCUCCCCACCCCCUCCCCCUCCUCCUGCCCAACCUUCCAAGCCACCCCCCAAACCAGCCAACAAGAUGCCCCCGGUGGUUGAGGAGCUGUCUGUGAAGUCUAAGUCGCCCAGUGUUAAUGAGGAGUUUGAGGCCCUUAAGGAGGAGUGUGACGGUCUACAUAAGAGAGUGGAUCGUCUGGAGGAGGCUCUGGAUAUAAAGGAAAAUGAGAACGUCAAUCUAGUGGAGCAAAUCAAUCAGUUAAAUACCAAUUUAGAGAAGGAAAGAAUCAUGGUGGAUCAGCUGAAAUAUGAAGCAGAGGAAACCAAGAAACUGGCUGAAAAAGAGAAACAGUCCUCAAAAUCUCAGAUGGCCUUGGAGGCUGAGGCUCUGCUAGCCAAGCAGAAACAGGAAAUGCAGAGGAUGAUGGAAGAACAAAUCAGAAAAGCCAAGGAGGAGGCAGAGAACGCCAGACAAGAGGAGGCCAGGUCCCUGAAGGAAUCCGAGAGUAGCAAACUAAAGUUACUGAUGGAUCAGAAGAAACUCCUGGAGCAGGAAUUAAUGCAGGAGAGAAAAAAGAAUUCUGUGAAAACCCAUGAAGAAGUGGAUGUAGAGAAAUAUAAGAGACUGGAACAGAAACUCAGAGAUGAAAUAGCAAGGCUUAAAAAAGAAAUUGAAAGGAUACAUCGCACAUGGGAAAAGAAGUUUGCAAUUUUGCAGCAGAGUUUACAUGCCCUGAAGGACGAGAGUUACAUCAGACAGACUCUACAGAGACAGGCUGCCUCCCUCCAUCAUGCCGCUGUCAGUUAUGCUGUGGACACACCAGCAGGAAUUGUUCCUCAGAGGCAGCAGCCAUCUUAUCCCAGGAAACCUGUCAUUCCUGACAUCCCAAAGAAGCCCCAGCCAUCCAACACCCCUGCUAUGAAUGUUAACACCUCAGCUCAGGGGAUGGUCAUGCCAGACAAGGACUAUAUAUCGUAUACCGUGUCAGCUCCCAGUGGGCGGGGCACAGCCAUGUUAUCUGUGGACGAAAACCAAGUGAUGUCUGAUGGAGAACAAAUGCCCGAUGAUACAGACCACAUCCCCCCACCUCCUACAAGACGUCGAGAUAGUCCUGGUGACACCCAGAGUAAAAUGGAUGAUGGACUUUUCUCCUCUCAAUCACAACCAAUGGUAACUCCAACAACAACUGGCCAAUAGAAAUAGGUGUUACAUAAUACUGAUUACAAACAGCCAACAACAACUGGCCAAUAGAAAUAGGUGUUACAAAAUACUGAUAACAAACAGCCAACAACAACUGGCCAAUAGAAAUAGGUGUUACAAAAUAUUGCUAAUAAAGAGCCAACCAAAUAUUUUGUCACAGAAGGAUUGAUGCUACUGGACUAAUUAUGCGGUUCUUCUAAAACUGAGAGAUGGCUAUGUUGAUAAUACAGCUUGACAUAAAAAUUAUCAGUUUUAUUGUUGAAUAUAGCUUUAAAGCUAUUUUUUAAAUGUCUUAGCUUUGUGAUGAAGUUAAACUAAAUGUCAAAUAGCCACCUUUGGGUGAAUUUUGAUUAUUUUGAGUGAAUGGUGUAAAUAUGAGUUUGAUGUAAAAACAGAUUUGAGAAUGUGAGAUACAGAGUGUGAGGUUAGUGUUAUGAGUACAUGUAUGUUUAAAAAUGUCAUAUGUCAAUAUGAAAUGAAAAUUUAUUUGAGAUAUGUUUGUCUAAGAUACUCAAACAAGGUAUUUUUGUAAUUGAUGUUACCUUACUUAAUGAUACUGCUGAUUUUUUUUUAUUGUUUACUUUAACUGCUGUGUGGUUGAUUUACUGUGAUAUUUACAUUAUAUAUAAACAAUGUUGCCUUCAAU